Messenger RNA from Fusarium redolens, 1595 nucleotides. RefSeq names its product major facilitator superfamily domain-containing protein. Gene Ontology annotation, biological process: transmembrane transport. Bases 159 to 1529 code for a protein of 456 amino acids. Gene Ontology annotation, molecular function: transmembrane transporter activity. Gene Ontology annotation, cellular component: fungal-type vacuole membrane. The record is from RefSeq and is a predicted model, not a curated record. The transcript has a single exon. Lineage: Eukaryota; Fungi; Ascomycota; Sordariomycetes; Hypocreales; Nectriaceae.
CUUGACGCCCGCCCUGUAAGUGCGCCCUUCAUGUGACGGCAUGAUGCUUCGAGUUGCAAGUAACUCUCUUCAAUCACUCCUCUCUAUGUAUAUAGGUAUAUAGUGCUUCAAUCUCGUGAUAGAUGUAGCUCAUCCACCGCGCAUCGUUCUUCUUCAAAAUGGCCACAAACACAGUCGCAGAGUCCGUCAGGACGUCGAGCAUGGAUCCUUCACGCCAAGGCGACACCAUCGAAUUGACGUCUUUGAGCCAGAAUCCCCUCAACACCACGGAAGACAGCAUUCAAAACGAGGAAGAACCUCCGGAGCAUGCAAUGAGUGCAAUUCCUGACGGUGGAUAUGGCUGGACAAUUGUGGCAUCGUGCUUCAUUCUUCUCUUUUGGAUAAAUGGAUACACCACAGCAUGGGGAGUCUUGCAAGCCGCCAUUGUUCAAUCACCUCGACUUCACACUAAUAUCCGAACCAUCACUUUCGUUGGAAGUUUAUACAUGGCCUGCAUGGUCGCGUUUGGUCUAAUCUCGGUCAGGCUGUCAAGAGAAUUUGGAAUACGGAUCACCAGUCUCGUAGCGACAAUCUUCUUUGGAUCAGGGUUGAUCAUCACGAGUUUCACCCUCGAGCAUCUCGCAGGACUCUUCUGCAUCGCCGGUUUACUCGUCGGGUUAUCAACAUCGCUGCUCUACACGGCGACAAACACAAUGCCUACUCAAUGGUUUAGUCGGAAACUCGGUACAGCCAAUGGAAUCGUCAAAGCUGGAGGCGGUGUUGGUGCAACUGUUCUUCCUCUGGCAACGCAAGAGAUGAUCGAUAAGGUUGGACUUCAGUGGACAUUUCGAAUUCUCGGUGCUUCGAUACUUGUCACUGGAAUACCUUGUGCAUUUCUCCUCAAAGAACUUACACGUGGUGGAACAACAUCGAGAUUUGACUGGUCACAGUUGAAGAGCAUGCCUUUUCUGACACUCACCAUGUCAGGCGCUGUCGGGGUAUUUGCUCUGUUUGUGCCUCCAUUCUUCUUACCCGUAUUCGCAAGGUCAAUCGGUCUCUCAGCAUCAACAGGCGCUGGUCUUGUCGCUGGCUUCGGUGCAUCCACAGCUGUUGGUCGACUUUUCGGUGGCUGGAUCUGCGAUCGCAUCGGGGCCUUCAACUCUCUCGCCCUUGCAGCUCUCAUCAACAGUGUGUCCAUGCUCGCAAUCUGGCCCGUCAGUUCAUCCCUCCCGCCACUCUUCGCCUUCGCCAUCAUCAACGGAUGUGCGAAUGGGAGUUUCUUCGUUGCACUGCCUACAGCUGUAGCUGCGCUUGCGCCUGGAUCGGCUGCUGCGUCUAUCAGUCUGAUGACGUCGUUUUGGACACCUGGAUAUCUAAUGGGCGCGCCUUUGGCGGGGAUUCUGAUUGAUGCUGCGGGGGCUUCCGAGGCUUCGUCGAUUGAACCGUAUAGAGCGGCUAUCUUUUACGCGGCGGGUGUUGGGUCGGCUGCAACAUUUUUGAUUGCUGUUUCGAGACUUAUGUUGAGUAAAAAGUUGAUCAAGAGGUUGUAGUUGCUAGAAGGUCCGAAUGAUAAUUGAUGGUUGUUGAAUGAGACCAUUCGAAGUGGUAUGCGAUUA